Molecule: messenger RNA, 7136 nt
Organism: Cololabis saira (Pacific saury)
Lineage: Eukaryota; Metazoa; Chordata; Actinopteri; Beloniformes; Belonidae
Gene: cpne7
Product: copine VII
Exons: 17
Coding region: 287-1978 (563 amino acids)
Biological process (GO): cellular response to calcium ion
Cellular component (GO): plasma membrane
Molecular function (GO): calcium-dependent phospholipid binding
Source: RefSeq, a predicted model, not a curated record
UCCGGGAGAGAGAGGGAACACACCAGCAGGGCUUAUGGGAGCGGGUUAAACAAGUGUUUUCAGGAGUACACAACAGCGCCAGGAAUCUGACUAAACCCUUUAAAGCACACCCUGUCUCCUUCAUGUCUUGUCUUCCAUCAUUACUGAGACAAAAGGGCUUGUCUCUCGUGCGUGUGCCAAGUCUUUACUGAGAGCCGACAGCUGAUUACUUGAUUUUCCCCGUCCCCUGGAGCUACACCAAUCCUCUCAUCGCACCGCUUGGCAGCUCUUCUCACCUAGAGCCAGGAUGAACGACGUUCAGGAGGCCACCUCUCCUGCUACCAGCCUCAGUGGUCCAGCUACUUGUGUCUCCAAAGUGGAGCUGCGCGUGUCUUGCAAAGCUCUGCUGGACCGAGACACGCUGAAUAAAUCGGACCCCUGUGUUGUUCUCAUGGUACAGAACAAUGGGCAGUGGACAGAGCUGGACAGGACAGAAGUGAUCAAGAGCAACUUGCAUCCAGUCUUUGGGAAGGUUUUCUCUGUGGAUUACUACUUUGAGGAGGUGCAGAAGCUGCGAUUUGAAGUCUACGAUAUCCAUGGAACUCACAGCAUUGGGACGCGUGAUGAUGACUUUUUGGGCGGCAUGGAAUGCACUCUUGGACAGAUUGUGGCCCAAAAGAAGAUGGUGAAGCCUUUGUUGCUGAAGUACGGGAAAUAUGCUGGCAAAUCCACCAUCACAGUGCAUGCUGAGGAAAUCUCUGGCAACAAUGGGUAUGUGGAGCUCUUCUUCUGUGCCAAGAAGCUUGAUGAUAAGGAUCUUUUCAGCAAGUCAGACCCAUUUUUGGAAAUAUAUCGAAUCAAUGAUGAUGAAACUGAACAACUUGUCCACAGAACUGAGGUGAUUAAAAACAACCUGAAUCCAGUGUGGGAACCCUUCAAAGUAUCACUCAUGUCUCUGUGCAGCUGUAAUGAAGAGAGGAAGCUUAAGUGCCUAGUGUGGGAUUAUGACUCCAGGGGAAAGCACGAUUUCAUUGGCGAGUUCUACGCCACGUUCAGGGACAUGCAAAAAAUUUCCAGUGGAAAUAAGGUGUCGUGGGAUUGUGUGAAUCCCAAGUACAAACAGAAGAAGAGAAACUAUAAAAAUUCAGGAGUUGUCAUUCUCACCGAACUUAAGCUUCACAGAGUCUACUCCUUCCUAGAUUACAUUAUGGGAGGAUGCCAAAUUCAUUUUACGGUUGCCAUCGACUUCACAGCCUCCAACGGAGAUCCGAGGAACAGCUGCUCGUUGCACUACAUCAACCCAUACCAACCUAACGAGUACUUGAAGGCUCUGAUUGCAGUGGGGGAGAUCUGUCAAGACUAUGACAGUGACAAACGAUUUUCAGCUCUGGGGUUUGGUGCCAGGAUCCCUCCAAAUUAUGAGGUGUCACAUGACUUUGCCAUUAAUUUCAACCAAGAGGAUGAUGAAUGUGAAGGGAUCCAAGGAGUGGUUGAGGCAUAUCAAAGCUGCCUACCCAAGAUCCAGUUGUAUGGUCCAACAAACGUUUCUCCAAUCAUUAACAGGAUAGCUAAGCUGGCAGCAGGAGAUGGCAACAUUAAAGAUGCUUCUCUGUACCACAUCCUGCUCAUCCUCACAGAUGGGGUAGUGACAGACAUGGCUGACACACGUGAAGCCAUUGUUCGAGCCUCCUACCAGCCUCUGUCCAUCAUCAUUGUUGGUGUGGGCAAUGCAGACUUCACAGACAUGCAGAUUUUGGAUGGAGAUGAUGGCGUCCUGCGCUCCCCGAAAGGCGAGCCGGUUCUCAGGGACAUUGUGCAAUUUGUACCCUUCCGAGACUUCAAAACGGCGUCACCUGCGGCCUUGGCCAAGUGUGUUCUGGCAGAAGUACCCGGUCAAGUGGUCGAGUACUUCAGCCACAAGGCCAUCUCCCCCAUGAGCCCGAUGAGGGAGUUACUGACCCCCAUCCUCAGCCCAGUUGCCACCACCCCAACAGAAUAACCAGCUGCUCUGUUCCUUUGACCGAGCUUUGACCACAGCACCAGUCUGGCAGACUGAGAGGGGAAGAGGAUGCAUGCCUCACUACUUUGAACAAGUACUCAACAGAAAAUCCUUCUCAAUGUGUUGUUGCUUACUUAUUUUACAUCACUUUUUCACUCAAAGCAAAAUGUUUACACAAGGACAGAAUUUCAGAGACAGUGGGUUAUAUUUCUGGCCUCAGUGUGGAUCAAGCACAGCCCCCUGGUUGUGGGAAAAUGACCAUCCAACUGUUUCAGCACCAUGAGUCAAGGAGGAUUAUGUUUUUAAUGCAUGCAGGCCAAUCCCUCAUUGCUGAUCUACUGAUCAGAUGCAGGCUUAUCAUUCCUUAUUGGCUGUGAAUUGAAUUUUAACCUUUCAUUUCCAUCUACUAUGUCACUUUCCUAAUGUUAUAUGUUCAGAUAAUUUUGAAAUAUGGUGCAAUCAGUGUUUGACCUCAUAAUAUUUUAUCAAAAUAAAGGAAUCACAGAUAAGCGACAGUUUCUGAUUAAGAAUUAUACUGAACUUCUGUUGCAUGUGAGGCUGUAUGGCUGUCCAAUUAACCUUAUUUUGAGAGACAAUUUUUCAAUAUCAACCUUUAACACCAAAUCAAGAAAGUUUGGGAUGACGAUGCAAAUGUUAAAGAAAAAAACAAAACCAAGCCGUGAUUCCUAAAUCUAAUUUGAUGUAAUUUGUAUCUCUUUGCAGACUACACAAACCCAAGAUAUUUCAUACUACAUCACAAUUCCAAAAUAAAGUUGGAAAGGUGAAUGUUUUAAUACUUUGUAAUGAUGACUUCUUUCACUUAAAGACAACACUUAAAAAUCAAUUAUUGCAUUGAGGAUAGCAGUCCAUGAAUUAUUUCAUGUGUUAUUUGGUCCCGUUCUUUUUGAAAAGACAUCUUUGUAUGCAAGUGUCACAUUCUGUGCCAUUGUCACAUUUUUAAUUUAAAGAAUCUUCACUUAUUUCUUGUUGGAAACAUCUCAGGACGGCAGGCAGGCCAGUCCAGUAUACCCCUUUCUAUCUCAGCCAUGUCUUUGUAAACAGUACAGAAUGUGCAAGAUGGAGGUGAGACAUGGAUGCCCAUGCAAAAAAUCUCUGUACUAACUCCAUGUCCUUUUUCUGAAUUAAUGCUUUCAUCACAGAAAUGUACCUUUACACCAUCACAGAGCCUGAAUGAUAUUUGCACUACUGACUCAUCUGAUCACAAUACACUUUUCCAAUACGCGAUGGUCUAUCCCAGAUGCCCCGAGCCCACAUACAUCAGCACUGCCCCUGGACAAAGGUUACUGUAAGGCAAGGGUGGGCAAUUCUGUUCCUCGAGGGGUGCUGUCCUGCAUGUUUAAGAUGUUUCCUUGUUUAAUCACACUCUUAUACAAAUGAUUGGAUCAUUAAGAGACAUGUGCAGAGAUUGAUGACAAGCUGAUGAUGACCAGUAAUUAGAAUCAGGAGGGAGAAGCAUCUAAAUCAUCCAGAUUUUAAAUUUGGCUCCAUAUUUUACCGUGUGACAAAGGUUUCCCAAAGUAAUCCUUUCGCCAUGUGAUUAUUUCAGAUUUUAAUGAACGAUGGUUCUUGUAUCAAUGUUGUCUGAGUGAUGGAGAUCACAGGUGUGCUUGUGGAUUUGCCCUCUGUUUAAUGAAAUUCCUUCGGGAGUGAAGUCCUUCCCUUAGAGGGAGUUAGAUGCAAGUCCUUCCCAAACUUUUUGGGUUCAAACCAUCUGCAAAGAAAUACAGUCCAAAACGAAUGCAAGAAACAAUGUUGUUGUUUUUUUUUUUUGUACAAAUUUUAUUUACAUUUACCAUAUUGUCCAUAACUUGUCUGAUGUCAAAUCCACCCACAGCGAGUGCGUUUCAUUCUAAUUUGCAUCAGCAGUUGCAAACAAAUCAAGACCUAUCCUCCGAUAAGUAAACAACACCAUUUCUCUCCACAAAGACAGAAAAUGCUGACAGGGAUUGACAAUUAGAAACAGAUGGACAAAUGAAUCUUUUUGAAGUACAAGCAUUUAAACAGUGCUAAUGAACUACUGCCCACAUUAGCAUGUGAGGAGACAGCAACAUCUCUUGUGUUGAUUUCACUUCAUCAGACUCACCCAGCUUGAACAUUUGUGAAGCUGUUUGUGCAAGUGACAUAACUUCAGCAGUCUGCGGUAUUUGCUACAGCUUCAGCUCUUGGUGUGCUUUUAUAUUUUAUAAUUGAGAGCUGAAAAUGUACAAGCAAUCACAUGUACAACCAGUCUAGCUGCAAUUAAGUUUUUCUACAAAAGGUGAUCAAUGACUGCACCCAGUUUCUGGUCUUUUGUCAAGUGGCUUUGGUGUAAGCUCUGAUAGUCUUGCCUUGUGUCAGGCUGUGUCCCUCUGAACUGUCGCGUUUUCUAGUAGCCCUGUAGGCAGUCAUCACGCAGACAGUACUCAUGGUUCUGUUGUGGAAUUUGUCUGGCACUUCUAUAAAACUUUCCACUUUGCUUCUUUUAUGUGCAUUGUAAAUCUUCAAGGUGUUUCAUGAAGAAACUGAACUGGAAAAAAAACUGAAAAAAUUAAAUCAAGUGAAAGCACAAAGUCGAUCACAGUAAAUGUUGUAACACAGUCAUAAUCUUUACAUUAAAAUUUGAUUUAUGAAUACUUUAUGAUGCUUAUUACCACAUUUUUGAGUGUUUCUUAUGGUUAAAUGGAUGUUAAAGCUUUCUCCCAGAACAAACUGCCCUGUAAUUUCAUUAAUUCAACUUCCAUUCUUCUCUUGCUUGAAAGAGGUCUAUUUACUUGUGAAUAUCUGUGACUUUCCUCUUUUGUUGAGCUUUUCAAUACUCAUUUUUCCAAAAAGUUUCAGUUUUACGUCACCUGCCGAAGCUUUGUCAGAUUGUCCCCAUUAGAGUAUUCCCUGUAAAAAAAGCCUUUUACAUAUAUUUUAAACAUGAAUAAUUAUCCAUUUAACAUCUAAAUUAAUUGGAUUUGUAUUGUCAAGGGAAUAUUUCCCAUCAGAUGUAUAAACGACUGAAGUAUUCACUAUUUUUUAAAGUCAUUAUUUUGAAUGAUUUAAGGAACGCCUAUGAGUAAAACCAUUGUAUUUUAUGUCUUUGAAUAAUAUUUCUUAUUUCAUGUUCCUAUUUUAGCUCUAUAUAUCUCAAGAUAAACAUUAAAGUUGAUAUAUACAGCUCCAACAUUUCUAAAUGCUAUGUUGAAACUAUUCAUACCAGUGUUUGGUAUUACAGAUGACGAGAAUUAAUAUUUCUCUUCAAAUCCAACUAUUCUUAUUUCUGGUUCUCUUUACUUUACACUUUGUGUAUUUGCUAGUUCUUUUGUUUUUGUCUUAAAUGUUUUAUACAUGCUAGAGAUGUCCCCGAAUGGUAACUUCAUUCACUUUUAGAAACCAAACAAUAACUGUUAGUAACUGCACAGGAAAAUAUCCAACGUUUAAGUUACAUCAACUUACAAAUGUUCUCCCUGAGCUACAGUAUUUUUCUUGCUUUGAUUCGUCCUCUGGAGCCCAACAGCCCACCAACAGUCAGACACAAACUAUUGAAUUCUCUUGAAUGCACCAAAACACAGUUACCGCUGCUGUCUAACUCCUUUAAAGAUCAACUAUUGAGGAUUUCUGUUUCACUGUGGAUUACAGGAGAAGGCCUAUUGAUCCAGCAGACAUAGAUUUAGAGCCAUGCACAAUAACCCUGGAGGGAGUUUGGUCUCACAGCUGAAGUUGAACUCCACAGCGGGGUCAGAAUGAUGCUCAAACUACGAAAUACUCUGAAGACUGAACAACAAAUUAAAAGAAGGUGAUUUGUUGAGAACAUUCAUCUAAUUUAUGUAAAUAGUCCUCCUAAUACAGUCUUUUAUUUUCAUGCGUUUCAUUUUAGGAGUGCAAAAAUGACUCAUUCUCAGAUUGUUAUUACUAUAUCAAAAAUACAUUUUAAAAAGCUUUUCUUUAAGAAAAGCACCCUGGGCUCUCCCAUAAAUCUGUCGAGGAUACUUAUUCCCCUCAGUAAGGCACUUAGUGGAGAUAUCAACCAAUAUUUCUGUUCCUCAAGGGCAAACUGGCUGAUAUAUUAAAGUCUAAAAGCCAUCAGCACUCCACCUGUGAUUCGUGACUUACAUGGCAACACGCUCUUUUUCCACUGUUAUUAGUAUCGCUAUCAGGCUUUGCCUCAGGUCAUCAGCGGCAGGAACUCAAACGGAUCAUUACCUUUUACGCGUAAUAAUUCUGAUGAGAUCUGAUUUUUAAAGUUGACAGAUUCCUGUCUGCAAAACAAAUGAUAUUCCUCCAUUUGUACUUAUGAGUUUUUUUCUUCUUUUUAUCAUACAUUUAAGAAAUACAGCAAAAAAAGCAAAAGAUAUUAUUUUCUGUUUAAACGUUAUAAUACAGUUCAUUGAGCCAUGAAAAUACGUCAUGCUCCUCUGGUGUCAUGUAAAUUAAAAAAAGAAAUAAAAAAAUACACCUUUAAACACUGUUUGAGGCUAUAAAAUUAUACCGAAUUUGCCCCAAACAAGUCAGUCACCAAAUCCUUUCAUUACAUAUAAUUAGCUUACAAAUAUCACUGCAAUUACACGUUAAAGCCAACAUUUUUAAAAGUGUAUUGUAUGAUAAAUAGCGUUAUCUAAUCUGUGAACUGUUUCUGAAGAAAAUAUCUACACUCCAGUUGUAAUGGGACACUCGUGCCAUUGUGGUGCAAGCAACACUGGGCUGAAACACUGGAGACAGUUCAUGAGACCAUCUUCCCCCCCCGUUUAAAAAAAAACUUAACAAAAAACACCAGCUAGGAAGAAUCCACUGAGUUGGUUACUGUUCCUUAUCUACCAAUGUCAGGCAAAAAAAAAAUAAUUAAAAAUGAACAAGUCAUAGGUUUUGUAGCAGAUCAAUGCGUCUAUUUUCGGACACACACAAACACACACAAACACACACAUACACACUCUUGGUGUGUCUGUGCUUCAUCCAUUCAGUGGACUCCAGUACAAGGCUUUUUAGUACAUUCCCUUUUUAUGCAACUGGUGUGACUGCAGGCUCUGUGGGUAAGAAGAAGAAGCCCAUGCAGCAUUUGACUUCUUCGAACAGAAGAAAGGGAUUUAUUGCAUGCUUACUUUGAUUGUUAAGCUGUGCUGUUAUUCGUGUGGAUCUUAUGAUAUGCUAAUAUGCAAGCCUGCAUUUACACAAACUC